Molecule: messenger RNA, 2743 nt
Organism: Sinocyclocheilus anshuiensis
Lineage: Eukaryota; Metazoa; Chordata; Actinopteri; Cypriniformes; Cyprinidae
Product: probable ribonuclease ZC3H12C
Exons: 5
Coding region: 1-2550 (849 amino acids)
Cellular component (GO): cytoplasmic ribonucleoprotein granule; nucleus
Molecular function (GO): mRNA binding; metal ion binding; RNA endonuclease activity
Source: RefSeq, a predicted model, not a curated record
AUGGGCCUGAAAGACCAUCUGGAUGAUGGAACAGGCCACAUCCUCAAACUGGGGUUGGAUCUAGACUACCUUCAUGUGAAGGCUACAGACCAGCAGACCGGCGCUGACGCUGGACUUAUCAUGGACAGUGGUUCAUCUGACACAGGUGACGUUGUGGCCCCCUGCACUAGGAGCUGCGGUUCUUCUCCACAAGAUGACUCAGAGGAAAGUGCAGGAUCAGACAGGGAGCCUGCACACAGCCACAGUCAUCCUCUUGUCGAUAUGCUUGGUGAUGGGUCCAUCCAUGCAGUCCACCCACCACACUGUUGGUCUCCAAGUCUGGAUAUGGAUUCACUGGUUCUGGAUAUGGUACACCAAGAGCCAGGCCCUGUGGAUACACUCAGGGAAUACCAGACAAAGAUGGAGUUUGCCCUUAAACUCGGCUAUGCAGAAGACUUAGUUCGGCUGGUUCUGAACAAGCUCGGGUCAGAUGCACUGAUCAAUGAUGUUCUUGGGGAGCUGGUAAAACUAGGCAGUAAGCCAGAGAAUGACGGUGGGACACAGACUCUCUCCCAAUCCACUUCCACAUCAUCAUCAUCAUCCUCUGGCACAUCUUCUUUCUGCAGUUUCUCUGACUCACUUGACUCUCACCGGUCAGAGUCCCCUUCUGUGGAAGAUAAGGAUAACCUCCGCCAAAUUGUUAUUGAUGGCAGCAAUGUGGCCAUGAGCCAUGGCAAUAAGGAGAUGUUCUCCUGUCAAGGCAUUCAGCUCGCAGUUGACUGGUUUCUUGAACGUGGCCAUCGAGACAUUACAGUUUUUGUCCCAGCCUGGAGGAAAGAACAGUCCCGUCCUGAUGCUCUUAUUACAGAUCAGGAGAUUUUGAGACGUCUGGAAAAGGAUAAGAUUCUUGUAUUUACACCAUCACGUCGUGUCCAGGGCCGCAGAGUAGUCUGCUAUGAUGACAGGUUUAUUGUUAAGCUAGCUUAUGAAUCAGAUGGCAUUAUUGUCUCCAAUGACAACUACAGAGACUUGGCUGUUGAGAAACCGGAAUGGAAAAAAUGUAUUGAUGAACGCCUUCUGAUGUACUCCUUUGUAAAUGAUAAGUUUAUGCCUCCUGAUGAUCCAUUGGGUCGACAUGGGCCAAGUCUGGAGAAUUUUCUUAGAAAAAGACCCAUCAUUCCGGAGCAUAAGAAACAGCCCUGUCCAUAUGGAAAGAAAUGCACCUACGGGCACAAGUGUAAGUUUUACCAUCCAGAGCGUGGUACACAGCCACAGCGAGCGGUAGCAGAUGAGCUCCGUGCCAGUGCCAAGAACUCCACAGUUAAAAGUGUGGUAGAGACGGGUCUCGUGAAAAGCCACAGUGAGCCUGGAGGCUCCCGUAAUGAUAAAGCUGGUGAUGGUAAACGAUCUCUGCCAAAGAGGCAAUUGGACCCCAGUAUCCGUGCCCUCUCUUACAGUGAUGUGGAGGAUAAGCUGUGUUCCAAAACUAAAGCAGACCUGUAUAAGAACAACCUAGCUCUUCCUCCAGCUCCAGGUGGUCCUCCUUCCUGUCAUGGGUAUAGCCAGGACCUGAAAGAUCACAAGCAGACUCAAGCAGAACCACACACAAACUGUGAAUCUCCCGGUCUCUAUUACUCCAUGGUUAGGGCAUAUUCUGGCCUAAGCCUGCCCUCUCAGAGCAGUCCAGAGCGUCACUUCCUGUCUGAUGCUGAUCCACGGACCAGCUCAGUGGCAUCAGAUUGCAGCAGCGAUGGCAGCAUGAGCUCUGAUUCUUAUGGCAUGGCAACCCACAAUGAGCAUUCUUGCAUGAGUUCUCCUGAUUUGUUACUGGAUGAAGGAAUCAAGUGUCAUCACCACCAUCAUCAUCGUAGAAAUUAUCAGUUACCUUCUGUUAUUCCUCCAGGGUUCAUUCCAUCUCCUGCUACAUCUAAUCACCCAGGAUUCCACCACAGCAUACCUAGUGUUCAUAGUUUUGUUCCAGAAGACCAGCAAGACCCCCAUUUCCAGCACUCUGUCUCCUACAUGUCUCCACAACGCCAGCAUCAAGUGGUAGGCUCCCGCUCAAGCUAUCCUGGAGACUAUCCUCCUCUCUGCCAGAGCAACACUUACUCCCAGAACUCUCCACUGGGUCGUGGCCUUGCCUCAACACGUGUGGACAGUGUGUCGGACUCCAGGCUUUAUGAACACUCUCCAUUGCUUCCUAGAAAACCCUACGUAUCCCAAGAGCGAAAGACCAGCUGGGAUCCAUAUUACAGACAGCACCCACAACAAUGCUAUGAGCCCUUCAGUUUCCAGGAUCUUUCAAAGAACCAUGAACAGAUGUGGCGGAUGCCCUGGGGCUGUCCUUCUGCUCCUCCUCCCCCCCAUCUGCCCCAUGCUUUAUCACACCAGCACCAGGAGCCACUUUCCUUGAGUCGUUACCAGGAAGUACGAGAGAAAGUGUUUACCAACCUGUGCAACAUUUUCCCUACAGAGCUAGUGCAGUUGGUCAUGGGGCGGUACCCUCAUGUGACUGACGCCCAACAGCUGGCAGCAGCCAUCUUGGCAGAAAAGAACCAUGCUGGAUACUAAGCGCUGAGGUCAAAUGAAAAUACUCUCAUCAUUUACUCACCCUCACAUUUUCACAAAUGUGUGAGUUUCUUUCUUCAGAUGAACACAAACAGAGAAUACAAAUAAAAAAAUCUCUGGGGAGACCAUAAAUAUAUGGGACACCCAAAGAUGAUGCUUUAAAAGCCACACAAAACACAAUGGUAAUCCAUACUAC